ACUCAUCAUAAUUAGAAUCAUCAAUCUACCAAGAAUCAUAAUCUUCCUACUACAUUACAAUUUCCCAUCUCCCAGUGAUGAGAAUAUCAAUUAACAGUGAAAAUAAUAUUUAUCUUUCUCUCUUAGUUAACUAAUUACAAUCAAGCUUAAUUCAUUUAGAAUUUUCCAGUUUUAAUCCAAUUUAAAUUGUUCACAUUGAUUUACCAUCAUCACUGAAUCUCUCAAACCUUUCAACCAAUCAACAAAAUUAAAUUGUUAAAUAUUAACAAGUGAUGGUUAUGGGUUAACAAUUUAACUUUACACUCUAAACUUUUAAUGUUUAAUUGUUCAUGUUAAUUGUUGCUAUUAUUAUUAUUGGCUGAUAUUGUUCACCUUUGAUUGUCCUUCAUAUCAAAUUAAAGGUUAAAUUAUGAGUGUUACAAUCAACAUGAUAGGAAAUAGUGAAAAGGACAACAAUCAACAACGAGAAAUUAAAUUAACCAUUCAAAUUGUGAUCAAUCAAAAUUUGAAAAAAUCUUUUACCCUUCAAAUGAUUAACAAAUUGGUUUACUAUUUACUUUAAUUGUAAAUUAAGAAAACGAUUAACUAUCAUGUUCCAAUCUGAUGAACGUGAUUAAUUACUGUGAUUAAAAGUUUAAUCAGAUUUAAUUUUUUCCCUCCUCCUCUUCUUAAUUGUUUAAUCUAUUGAUUUAAUUUGUUAAAUUGUUAAAAUUAACAACGAAAAACGCAAAAACAAAACUAAUCAUGUUAAUCAAUUCACUUGAACCAACAAUCAAUGCAAUUAAAUGUCAUAAACAUCAACGACGAAAAUUUAUCAAUCCAAUUUGUUAUUAUGAUGAUAGUUUAUUUUUUGGCUUUAUUUUAAUCACUGUUAUUGUUUUAAUUGUUCUAGUUAAUCAAGUAAAUGGUAAACCAAAUUGUACAGUUUGUGGAGGACACACUGAUUCCUGUACGUUAAUUGAUCGAUGUACAGGUAAUUGUAAUGAUAUAAUUUCGAUUAAUUAUCCAUCUCAUUAUCCGAAUAAUUAUCGAUGCCGAUGGGAGAUUCGAGCUGAUGAAGGUUAUUAUAUUAAUCUGACGAUAAACGAUUUUGACGUUCCGGGUUCAGAGACUCCUGAUGCAGGGGAUAAGAAGACGUGUCUCUUUGAUCAUGUUUCGUUCUUUGAUUCCAAAUUUAACCGGCUGAUCGGUCGAUUCUGUAAUUCCCUGUUACCUGGACAUUAUGUUGUCUCACCUUGGAAUCGAUUAAGAAUUGAUUUCAAUACGGACAUUAAAGGUGCCGGGAGAGGUUUCAAUUUUACUAUUAACAUUGCCAAGUUUACCCUUGACCCUGAAUUGAUUCCUCAUUUGACCGCUCCAACAGCGGCCUGUCCACAUUUAUGGGAAUUUUAUAAAGGUCAUUGUUAUCGUGCCUACAAGGAGCAGGAAUCGCCACUUCAAUGGUACAAAGCGGAGGAGAAAUGUUCCGAUGCUGGUAAAGGUCGUGAUGGUCAUUUGGUGUCCAUUCUUGAUGGCAAGGAAAUGAGGGUUGUCCAUCACUUUCUGACCUCCAUUUGGAACGCUACACCUCAUCAAUCCUUUUAUAUUGGACUGAUCGAUGUUUCCAAGGAGGGUGUUUAUCGUUGGUCGGAUAACAAUCCAAUGUCUUAUACCGAUUGGGCGAAAGGCUUUGGUUUCCAAGGUGUUAGUGAUCUGAUUACCGCUCCUCAGCCCGAUGGUGGAGCUUAUGAAGAUUGUACCAUAAUUAAAUUUUCCUCGAUCCAUUCGACUGAUGGUUGGCACGAUGUUCCCUGUUCAUUGGGGAAAAAUUCAUUCCUCAAUUUAUCGUCUAAACAUUUCGAAGAUGUUGUCGAUAGUUAUAUAUGUAAAAUGGACGCAUCAGUGGCCUCAUUUAAUAUUCCACCGACACGAGAAGCCUUGUAUGAUGAUGUUAUCGUUCCCGAGGAAAAGGUGAUUCGUUCACUGGCCGUAAAGGAAAAGUAUUUCGUCUGUGCCAAUCUUGAGGUUAUUUCGAUACUUCAACUUUGCGAUGGAUCAGCAACUUGUCGUGAUGGUACCGAUGAGUUGGACGAAUGUCCUUCCGUCGGCGGAUCAAAUCAACGAUGUUUACCUUUCCAGUUUCGUUGUAAUAACCGAAGGUGUAUUUCAAUUGCGUUAACAUGUGAUUUUGUUGACGAUUGUGGUGAUGGUUCAGAUGAGAAAAAUUGUUACAUACGAACCUGUAAAUCUAAGUCUGAAUUUAAAUGUGCUUCUGGUCAGUGUAUCCCAAUAGCCCAAAGAUGUGACCUACUUGCCGAUUGUAAAGAUGGAUCAGAUGAGAAUCCAUCGAUUUGCACUUCAAGUGGAUAUUGUCCCUCAAGUACUUUCCAAUGUUACUAUGGUACUUGUAUUCCUCUUUACGCUGUUUGUGAUCAUCAUCGUGAUUGUCCAGGUAAAUUUCACGAAGAUGAACAAGAGUCAUCAUGUUACAUGAUGUCCAAUCGUUCAGCACUUUCAAUUCCAGCAUUAUCAUCAUCAUCAUCAUCAACCGCUCUUCAACCUCUUUCAUCAACAUCCUUUUAUCACUCUUAUCAACGAUUCUCUGGUGAUUUAAAUUGUGCCUCAGGUCAACGAAUUGACCCUAAAUUCAAGUGUAUCUACGAAUUUGAUCAGUUCGGUUAUCAGGUUGGAUGUCGAGAUGUUACUCAUCUUCGAGACUGUGAAAAGUUUAAUUGUUCAAAGGAUUAUGUUAAAUGUCCAAACUCUUAUUGUAUUCCACCGAGAUAUAUUUGUGACGGAAAACGGGACUGUAUCGGUGGGGAAGAUGAAACUCGGUGCGGUACAUUUGUUUGUCCAGGCCAAUACAAGUGUAUCAAUCAUCCUUCGUGUAUACUUUUACAUCAACUUUGUGAUGGUAUCCGACAUUGUCCAGGAGGCGAUGACGAAUGGUUUUGCAAUUUAACUUGUCCAUCUUUGUGUUCGUGCAUUGGCCUUUACACUAAUUGUACAAUGUCCAAUUUCACCACUUUACCGCGUAAUCUAAGCUCCGAGGUUCGGAAAUUAGACUUGACCGGUAACUUUCUUGGCCCGGGAAUGGACUCAUUUCAAAUAGAUUUCAGUCCGUAUGUUCAUCUUAUCGAACUGAUUCUUCAAUCCAACGAGAUUCAAAUUUUACGCCGUCGACAGUUUGUUGAUCUUAAAGAUCUUCUCCUUCUCGAUUUAAGGUACAACCAAAUCAAGAUAAUCGAAUCUGCUUCUUUUGCUGGAUUAGUUCGACUUAAUUCACUUCUUCUGGACGGUAAUACUAAUCUAUCCGAAAUCGAACCGAGAGCAUUUAUUGGCUUAUCUGAACUGAAAAUACUCAACAUAACUGGUUCGUUGGUACGAACUCUUCGUGCCAAUGUUUUCAUGGGCCUUACAAAUUUGCAGAAUCUUGAACUUCGUUCAAAUCGGUUAGAAGUCGUUGAAUCUGGUUGUUUCACCGGACUAACAUCGGUAACAAUUCUUGACCUUCAAGGAAACGAUAUCAGAUCAUUUAAGAAGGAUGUUUUCAAUGGACUUGAAUCACUUCGUUACCUUUACACAAAUUCAUUUAAAUUUUGUUGCCUUGUAGCGGACAAACCAUUUAAUAUCCCAUUCGAACGAUGUUUACCUUUACCUGACGAAAUUUCCGAUUGUGAAGAUCUAAUGUCAUCGCCGAUUCAACGAUAUUUCCUUUGGAUUUUAGGGUCAGUCGCUCUUAUAUGUAAUCUUUCAGUUGUAAUUUGGCGAAUUCGAUCUCGAGCUUAUUCGAACAAAGUUUCGUCUACUUUGAUUCUCUCCCUUGGUUGUGCCGAUGUCCUAAUGGGCAUUUACAUGCUGAUCAUUGCUUCAGUUGAUGUAUAUUACAGAGGUCGUUACAUUGAAGUGUCGGACGUUUGGAGGACCAGUUACCUGUGUAAAUUUUGUGGCUUCUUGUCAACAGUUUCAAGUGAAGCCUCGGUGUUCACUUUGGUCUUCAUUGCCAUCGACAGAUUGAUUUGUAUCUGUUUCCCGUUCUCAAAGUACCGACUCACCUUGCGAUUCACUUAUAAAUUAAUUAUUGGUAGCUGGAUUUUAGCAUUGGCCAUUAGCAUUUUACCUUUACUGGUCAAUCGUUAUUUUCAAGGUCAGUUCUAUGCUCGAUCAGGCGUUUGUCUGGCUCUUCAUAUAACUAAUCAAAAAGCCGCUGGCUGGGAGUAUUCAUUUGCUGUAUUUGUGAUUCUUAAUUUACUUGCCUUCAUUUUAAUCGUUUCCUGUUAUGUAUAUAUGUACAAAAUUAUCCUCGAAUCAUCAAGACGAUUAAGUCAAGUUAAAUCUCGACAAGUUCGUGAACGUCAGGUUGGCCGACAAAUGGCUCUAAUCGUUGGAUCUAACUUCCUCUGCUGGUUUCCAAUCAUUGUAAUGGGCUUAUUGGCAAUUAACGGGCACCGUUUACCCGCUACCGUUUACUCAUGGACAGCGGUUUUCAUACUUCCCCUUAAUUCAGCUACAAACCCAUUGGUUUAUACACUUGCCUACUUCCGGCCGACCCUUUUCAACAAUCAGAGACGUGACUCAUUAACAAAUCGUUUAUUGACCUCAAAAAAUGCCAAUUCAGUUAAUCAGCCUAAAAUUAUGCGACCUCUUAAAUCCCCGUAUGGCUACAUGAGUUUGACCAAUUUCCUUAGAGAAAUGACCAAUACUGAGGCUCGAUUCCUCUUGGAAAUUAGUUGCUCUUUAGCUGAACAGAUUAAAGAGAUUCACGAAAAAGGUUAUGCUCUUGGUGGAAUUGAUUUGGAUAUUAUUUUCGUCUCAUCAACGGUUGAUUCUCAAUACCUUCGAGUAUAUCUUCCCGAAUACAAUGCAUUCAAGGUAACAUCGACUUCGGAGACUGACGAUUACGCUCUUGAUAUCGAAGAGUUUGGACUAUUGGUUAAACGAAUGCUACGAAUUUAUCAUUUUCGCAGAAAUUUGUCAUUCACUGCAAACCAUAGCUCUUAACUAUAAUUCUUUGUUUAUAUCUAAAAUAAUCUAAAUUAUAAUGACAGUAAAAUGUCACUAAUCUAAUUCAUGUUCAUUGUAGAUAAACAUCAAUUCGAUAAUCAAACAUUGACCAUCUUCAUCUCACUUCCUCAUGACCAUCACAAUCUAUUAAUUAUUUAUUGUUAAUCAAAAUCUCCUCAACUUUUUUUUUGCUUCUUCGAGUUGAUCGAAAAACAAACAAUACAAAUUUCCCCAAUUUCCAAUGAUUAAUUGUCUUUCUAUCAAACAAUUAGUGAUCCAAUCAAUUAACCAUUUAUCUUAAAUGAGAUUAGCCUAAUAGAUGAAUGUUUCCCCAUCACUGUUAAGUUUAAUUGUCAACAAUUAACAACACCAAAUCCACAACAAUCAAAAAACAAGAUUCAUAAUUAUAUAAAUAUAAUUUUUGCUAAUCCUUUUUUUUGUGUAAAUUUAAUUUUGUAAUAUUUUUCUAAUCAACUAACUAAUACAAUUAAAUGUAAAUUGUUGUCCAGUCAAAUUGUACAACGAUUCAUAAAGCACAAUGAAAAACAUUUAACAAUCAUUUUUGAUUGAUUGUUAAUUAGCUGAUAGCAAUUAAUCUGAAAUCAAUCAGAGAAAUUAGAAAAUAAAAUUUUACAAUGAGAAAAUUAA
Panonychus citri (citrus red mite) is the source of this 5631-nucleotide messenger RNA. RefSeq names its product G-protein coupled receptor GRL101-like. Gene Ontology annotation, biological process: G protein-coupled receptor signaling pathway. The coding region runs from base 745 to 4980 and encodes 1411 amino acids. Gene Ontology annotation, cellular component: membrane. The record is from RefSeq and is a predicted model, not a curated record. The transcript is spliced from 6 exons. NCBI's taxonomy places the organism in Eukaryota, Metazoa, Arthropoda, Arachnida, Trombidiformes, Tetranychidae. Gene Ontology annotation, molecular function: protein binding; G protein-coupled receptor activity.